AUGAGCCCUUUGGCAGGCACCGAUUUUAAUUCAGAAGUUUAUCAUUUAAGACUGCUUUUGUGCAAUCGCACGGAUGUAACUGGCUUUGCUGAAAUUAAAACGGUAGAAGGUCACAUCCAUCCAACGUUAAAGUCCGCGUGUGCUGCUUUAAAUUUAGUAGAAAAUGAAGAGGAAAUGAGUCUACUCAUGGACAAUUUAGUCUUAGAGCAAUUUCCAAGCACUAUGAGAAAGACGUUUGCCAUGCUGCUUGCUAAUGUUAACCCUAUCAACCCAAGAGGUUUGUGGGACAAUUACCGUAGAAACUUAUCUAAGGAUUACCUUCAUGAGAUCGAGGACGAUGACGACUUGGCUUAUCAACUUGCUCUAAGGGAUAUUGAAGAGAUUCUUCGUGAAUUUGGGAAAACCCUUUCAGACUACCUUCUUCCUGAACUUGACGAUAAUGUUCUUGGCCGCCGCAACUUCGAACCUGACCAGGGAGACGUCAUUCUGAAUCCUGCGGAAGCCGAUAAUGUGAUUCGCGGACUUAACAUUGACCAACGGCGCUUCUUUGGUGAUGUAAUGGGAGCAGUAAGCCAUGAAAAUGGAAAGAAGUUUUUCUUCCUUACCGGUGCUGGCGGUACGGGAAAGACGUUCACUUACAAUGCCUUAAUAGAUUACCUGCGAUCUCGGGGCAGAAAGGCUGUUGAUGCCGCUUAUACUGGCGUCGCUGCGAAUCUUUUAAAAGGAACGCUGACAAGCCAUAGGGCGUUUGGUCUUCCUUUUGAAGACGAAGGUCUAGGCCUUCACGUCUUGGACAGAUUUUUACGCGAUGUAAUGCGCAAAGAAGAGCCUUUCGGUUCAAAAAUAAUUAUUCUAGGUGGUGACUUCCAUCAAAUUUUGCCUGUCGUGCCCGGGGGAAGUAGGGCAGACAUAGUUGACGCGGAAGUGACUUCUUCUAGUCUUUGGCCGCUCUUUGAAAAAUACACCUUGACCAUAAAUCAAAGGGCACUCGAGGAUCUGGAGUAUGCCGAGUGGCUUCUGAAGGUGGGUGAUGGAACUGCCAACGAAAAUGAUUCAACAAGGAUCCACUUGAAGAAAGACAUGGUCGUAGAUGGCAUCCACAAAUUAAUUAAUCACUGCUUUGGAAAGGAUAUCGACAAAGAGGAUGCACAUGAUGCAGCAAUUUUGUGCCAAACAAACGAUUCCGCCAGUUUUGAAAUUAGAUUGUGUUUCAAAAUGGUUUCUGCCUCUCACUCUAAAGAUGAGCUUGCCGAUUUCCUGAGAACAUUCCCUCAAAUCAAGGAGGAUACUAUUACUGCUUUGCAAGGUUAG
Messenger RNA from Frankliniella occidentalis (western flower thrips), 1311 nucleotides. RefSeq lists its product as uncharacterized. The record is from RefSeq and is a predicted model, not a curated record. Gene Ontology annotation, molecular function: DNA helicase activity. Gene Ontology annotation, biological process: DNA repair; telomere maintenance. The coding region runs from base 1 to 1311 and encodes 436 amino acids. The transcript has 3 exons. Lineage: Eukaryota; Metazoa; Arthropoda; Insecta; Thysanoptera; Thripidae.